Molecule: messenger RNA, 1652 nt
Organism: Hylaeus anthracinus
Lineage: Eukaryota; Metazoa; Arthropoda; Insecta; Hymenoptera; Colletidae
Gene: Pgls
Product: 6-phosphogluconolactonase
Exons: 5
Coding region: 402-1118 (238 amino acids)
Biological process (GO): carbohydrate metabolic process; pentose-phosphate shunt
Molecular function (GO): 6-phosphogluconolactonase activity
Source: RefSeq, a predicted model, not a curated record
GAGUAAAUUUAUUAAAGCGGAGUUCGUUUAACGAGAAUAAGAUCACUGUAAUUUUAAAGGAAGCAUCGGGGAAGCAUCGGUUAGAAAUUGAUAUCGUUUUUGUCUGGACAUAGGUUAUAUCAAUAAAGUGUGUUAUCGUUUGGUUGAGUACGAACUACAAAUUUUUUUUCGCAUCAAUGAUAUACUCUAUAUUACGAUUUCGUGUUGCUUAAAAAUAUGUUUUUAUAUCAAACAGAUUAAAAACGCGAUCAUAGUAACGCUCGGAAGAUAGUUAUCGUGUGAGUCGUGAGUUUAUCACGUGUCAUCUGAAUGUCCAAUGCUGUAUUCUGAUUACUGUUAACUGAUGCUAUAUAACUAAUACUACCUUGCAUCUUUACACUCAGCAAAACUGCUCGCAAACAAUGGAGAAAAUAUUAAUCGAGCCCAAAGACGGACUUGUGGUGUCAUGUUUGUCUAACCUUCUCGAAACGAGUGCCGAAAAGGCACUUGCAGGUGGUGAUACGUUCAAAGUUGGAUUAUCAGGGGGGUCUCUUGUAAAAUUAUUGGCACAGAGUUUACCUAACAUUACAACCGAUUGGAGCAAAUGGUACUUCUUUUUCUGUGACGAGAGAAUUGUCCCUUUUGACACUGCUGACUCAACUUAUGGAGAAUACAAAGCAAAGUUGAUCGGGAAAAUUCCAGUCACCGAUGAUCAGUUUAUAAAGAUUAAUCCUGAUUUAUCUGCUGAAGAGGCUGCAAAAGAUUACAUUAAGAAGAUGUCUGUGUUCUUUCCUCCCGAUCGUGUCCCAUGUUUCGAUGUGCUUCUGUUGGGACUGGGUCCAGAUGGACACACAUGUUCGCUCUUUCCUGGUCAUAAAGUUUUAAAUGAAACUAGUUUAUGGGUCUGCCCUAUUAAUGAUUCUCCUAAACCGCCUCCAUCUCGUAUUACUCUUACUCUUCCUGUGAUAAAUAAUGCAAAAAAAUGUGUAUUUGCCAUUACUGGAUCUGGCAAGGCUGAAAUGGUUAAGAAAAUCUUGCAAGAUAGAGAAAAUUUACCAGCCGCUCGUGUACAACCACACAAUGGGGAAUUAUAUUGGAUCCUAGAUGAAGAUGCUGCAAAACUUUUAGACACGGCCUAAACAAAUUUGAUAAAAUCAAUUACGACAUUCCACGUUAAUAUCAUGUUUCGAUUCUCGGCAAAUUUCUGGAACUCACUAUUUUGUAUACAUAUGUGCAUCUUACUUAAAAUGAUAUUUAAUAGAUUAACAAAUAACGAAACAAUUUCUGACAAUUUAUUGCUCAAAGGUGAUAUUUCUUUAUUUUAAUGUUAGAUAUUAUUCAAUGUAUAAUAGGUUGUGCUCUCAUGCAUUUUAAUAGAAUGAUUUUCUGAUACUUUAUAUUUUUGUUUAUAUUUGUAUGUGCCGAAUAGAUACGAUACAGUAAGACUUUUUGUAUUACUUCAGUAAUUUGUCGUCACCGUAAAAGUGUGCAAUUUAACUUCGAUAAUUAAAUUAUUUUGAAUAAAUUUGAGAAAUAAUGUAAACCAAAACUAGCAAACAUUAUUCGUGAAUUUACUAAUUCACACGAGAACAAUUAUCUUUGAUAAUAAAAUAAAAAUGUAUUAUGUUCCUAAAGAAUGUACAGGUAUCUAGAAUACAAUCAUUCUUUACAAA